Xiphophorus hellerii (green swordtail) is the source of this 697-nucleotide messenger RNA. RefSeq names its product myosin, light chain 9b, regulatory (gene myl9b). Bases 176 to 697 code for a protein of 173 amino acids. The transcript is spliced from 4 exons. NCBI's taxonomy places the organism in Eukaryota, Metazoa, Chordata, Actinopteri, Cyprinodontiformes, Poeciliidae. The record is from RefSeq and is a predicted model, not a curated record. Gene Ontology annotation, molecular function: calcium ion binding.
GGUCUGAGCAGGAAAAGGAGGCGGGGCCUAACCAGCGGAGUUUGAUUGUUUGAGCAAACUUUUCAGCAGGACCGCUUGCCUCCUUUCCCUCUGCGGUGACGGAUCCGGACAAAAGGAGUUGGAAAGACUCUCUUCAUUUUCAGCCUGAAGCCAAGGUCCAGAUCGAGCCGUCACCAUGUCUAGCAAACGUGCCAAGGGAAAGACCACCAAGAAGCGGCCACAGAGGGCCACCUCCAAUGUCUUUGCCAUGUUUGACCAGUCCCAGAUCCAGGAGUUCAAAGAGGCAUUCAACAUGAUUGACCAGAACAGGGAUGGUUUCAUCGACAAGGAGGAUCUGCAUGACAUGCUGGCCUCUUUGGGUAAGAACCCUUCGGAUGAAUACCUUGAGGGAAUGAUGAACGAGGCUCCGGGGCCCAUUAACUUCACCAUGUUCCUCACAAUGUUUGGAGAGCGGCUGAACGGGACGGACCCCGAGGAUGUCAUUCGCAACGCCUUCGCCUGCUUUGAUGAGGAGGGAUCUGGGUUCAUCCACGAGGACCACUUGAGAGAGCUGCUGACCACCAUGGGCGAUCGCUUCACAGAUGAAGAGGUGGACGAGCUGUUCCGUGAGGCGCCAAUCGACAAGAAGGGCAACUUCAACUACGCGGAGUUCACUCGCAUCCUCAAACACGGCGCAAAGGACAAGGACGAUGAAUAG